GCCAGCAGCAUCUUAAGCAACGGCCGCCGAGAUCCUUUCGCGGAACGGAUCCUUUUGCAGAAAGAAGCGUUGGGAGUGUUAUUAGCUGCCGGUUUUCCGCCGGUGUAAAUGUGUUGCAAUUUUAAUGUAGUGUUCGCAAGCACGCCGUUGCUAUCUCAAACCGGUGUGGUGUACCUCGGUGUUGCCAUGAGAUAAGCGCAUCUGCCGAGGAUCUGCUGCAUUCCGUUCGUAGCAUAGUAGUGUUCUGUGUUGGUUCAGUGUUAUCCACGUGCAACGUACACGUUGUUUGAUGGUCAUUAGUGCAAGCGCAUAGCCACCGACCAUCAGCUUCCCCCCACCAACCCGACAUACCCUGGCGGGUUCCUGGUUUGGUGACCUACUGCACAAGUGCUAUACGACGGAGUGGUGUUAAGAAACCGCCCCGAGGAAGGUCUCCGGUUGGGUAGGGAUUCUAUCCCGUUGGUCCCUUAUCGGAAAGUACGCUUGCUUUGGAGAGCCUCUUCCUCCCGGAUCCCGAUGGGAAGCACCAUCGUAUGCGGGUCAGUGCACAUACAACACGCAAACAACUAACUCCUAACUGACCGAGUGACCGAAAACAGGUGGAUAAGGCCGUCGUGCUCAUUAGUCGCCACGAAUCCGGAGAUUGUGCCGAGUGUUUGUGUGUGCUCCACUCGAAACCAAUUGCCGACAUCGUAAUCAUCAUCAUCGUCAUCAUCGGCACCCGAGGGGAGAAAAGGGGCACAGCAUCACCACUGCGUCAUCAUCAGCAUUAACAACUCGCUACCUCCCAGAGCCCGUCCCCGGCGCAUAUAGGCCAAUUAGGUCCGGUGCAAAAAGUACGAAAAAGCCCCGGGAUUAAACCCGUGAACGGAGGCCUCACCAGAGCGGUUUGCGCUUUUCCGUUGUUCGCUAGGAGUGUACCAACGAUGCGACGAACUGCGACGCGACGAAGAGGCUGAUCUGACGAUCAUGUUCGAGCGUCGACCCUUGUGGGGGGUGCUGAUCUUGCUAACGUUCGUGUUGACGGUAUGGCAGAUGUCGCCACGCGAUGUGACCGUCUACCGAGAUGCAACUAUGGCAUCAGCACUGCGCAGCUAUCCACCAUCCGCGCUUCCCCCAGGGUCCGGCUUUGCUCUUCCUUACGAGCGGACAACAGCCGAGCGCCAGUACUCCCCACAUCCCGUGCUCACACCACCUUUCGGGGGCGAUGGCGUUGGUGAUAAUGCUAUCGACAGAAUCGGCGGUGCUUAUCGUUUCCCCGUUGCCAUCAAUACCGGUCGAACCGGUGGAACAUAUCUGAACAUCACCUCACCGCCCUGGCUGGUCGCUGCUGCUGUCGAAGCGGUAGCUGGAUUGCACCAGUCUUCGGACAGGACUAGUAGCACAAGUGAAGUUGUUAGCAGCAGCAGCAGCAGCUCCGUCGUCACUACGGCCGUCAGCGGUACACAGUCGACAGCGUCGUUAACAUUAGUCAAUCCGUACGAGGAAUUGCUGCCAAAUGAUGAUUACACCAGUUUAAUAGAUUUAAGGGAUUUUAAAUUUACCAUCAACUACGACUACUGCGGUAGUGGUAGCGUUGACGGAAGGAGUAGCAUAGGCAGCACUAGUAGUAAUAGUGCUGGUAGUAGUAGUAGUAGUAGUAGUAGUGGUAGUAGCAGCAUUAGUGAUAGGAGUAUGAGUUUCGCUAGUGAUACACUCGACCGGAGCACCCUAACGCCCGUGAGUGGUUCCUGGAGUAGCAGAAAACGCCGCAGCAGAGGUGGCAUUAGCGAGAGCCUUAAGCGUGACGGAAAUGCCUUACGUCGGUCGCGAUCACCGUCCAGGUCUGCACCGCUAGUACUUGUGUUGGUGCAUUCGGCACCGGCUAACGUUGAGAAGCGCAACACAAUUCGCUCGACCUGGGGCCGUCCUGAUAGUCGAGCGCGUUUGAUCUUCCUGCUCGGAGCGGUCAACUCGAGCGAUGCUCAGCGGGCAAUCGAAGAGGAGAGCCUGACGAACGAUGACAUCGUGCAGGGUAGCUUCGUCGAUGCGUAUCGCAACAUGACGUACAAGCACGUGAUGGCACUGAAGUGGUACAACUAUCACUGUCCCGAUGCCCGCUACGUACUCAAGGUGGACGAUGAUGUGUUCAUCAAUGCACCUGUUCUGUACGAAGUGUUGCAGCUCGUUGCGCCCCAGCGCAACCUACUGCUGUGCGAGCUUAAGCAGAAGCUGAGCGUCAAGCGAACACACCGUUCGAAGUGGUUCGUCAGCUGGCGUGAGUAUCCGGCACGGUACUAUCCGCCACACUGCCCGGGCUACUCGAUACUCUACUCAGCCGAUGUGGCCCGUGGAUUGUACCGGGAGGCACAACGGCAACCCUACUUCUGGAUUGAUGACGUGCACAUCACUGGAACGGUGGCACACUACGCUAACGUCACCAUUACGCCGAUGGACGGUCUCUAUCUCGAUGGGGAACAGAGAAAUGAUCUGCUGAAUCAUAAGCUGAACGCCACCGGGUUGGUGUUCUUCUUCACCCAUCCGAAUCUUCCGAUGAAUGAAAUCCGUCGACUGUGGCAAGUGGUUACCGAGCCAAAAGAUUCGCGCAGAUAGUGCCGCGGUACAAUCUGGCGAUGCGCUGAGCCGUUGAUAGAAUGUGGUUUAUCUCAGCGUCUUUACUAGGUCCUUCGAGAAUCCUUGUUUGUAUUUGUCUCAGUUUUUGUUGUUCUAUUGGGUUUAAUGUUUUUAUUACAGCCCACUUGCUAGUCGUUAGGGGUAUAUCUGUUUGCUUUAGCAGCGUAUCUUAUGUUUGCGAUUUUGUGUUUGCAUUUUGUCCUGAAUUGGCAUAAUGGUUUUUUCAAAGAUAUGUUUUUAGUCCUAUUUUAAUUUCCUAAUGCUGCCUCUCGCAUGAUCCACAUAUUUCGAAGCAAUUAGGGAUUAUUUCGCGUGCGUUUUGUCAAGCGUACAGUAAUGUCGUUCAGAUUUAUUGGCUAUCGAGUUGUUGCAUAUGGGAAAAUGAACGAACAAGGCAAGCUAAAGGAAUAUAUGGAGUAAAACAAUCAAAAAGCUCAAAGGAAAAUGAUAAAGAGUUCUAGCAAGAUAGAAAAAGAAACAGAAAAUAAUGAAAAUAUCUGAAGCCAUAUAUAAAUAAACAUAUUUAUGUAGCCUAAAGAUGUGCGAUUAACAGGAUGAAUGUUUAGGUUUACAUCUUAGCUAGAGAGAUAUUGCUGGGAUGUGAGCAGAAUGUAAAAUGUGCACGUGAAACUCUAGGGAUAAGAUGUUGAAACUUAACAUAAAUACCGACUGUUUAUGAGAUAAGCAGAGCGUAAGAUCUGGUGGUGAAACGUCUAAACCAAUGUAGUCUAAGAAGAGCCAGUUAUUCAUAUAAAAAAGGAAAAAAAAUGCAAAAGUGCAAACGACAGUGGGUGACGGUCGGCACAAAAUCUGCCAGAGUGCAAAAUAAGGUUAACACAAAAUGACCAUUAGAUACAGGCGAUUGCGUGAUCCAGGAGCAUUGGUCUGUGUAGAAAAAAAAUCCUUAAAUGCUCGCUGAAUGAAAUGGAACAAACGUCAUUUAGUAAUGUUUAUAGCAAACAACCUAAGAGCUUUGAAAAACUUUCAAAACCAUUCAGUAGAACAAUUUGUGAUAAGCAUAAGCAGAUGCGUUGACGAACCUGUUGUUUCACCCUAGCUUCAGUCUCGCCCGUUUUUUUUUAUUUUCCUGUGUAAUUAGCAACGAAUAGAUUCUAUUUGUAUUUUAUAAUAUGUGGCCCGUAAAGGGCAAAGUUAAAACGAAGAUUUUGGUUGGCUUUAUAUGAAUCCAUGGUUUGCUCGGUAUUACCUAUACUGCGGUUGAUGAUUUCGCUUUUUUCUGUUUUCGAUCACCUAUGUUCCUGCAUGAAAUUCCGAUAUCAAUAAUUUAUUUUACUUUCAUCGUAAUGCAUCUCAUCUUAUAAUGUUAUGGUAAGCAAAGGAAAGCCAACUUAACUUCGGUAGAAUCGUUUUCGGUAGAUGGUUACAAUACUUCAGAUUAGUAUUUCGAAUGUAGUGGAUCUCUAGCAUACCAUAGUGUACAAUAGCUGCCUUUCUUCUGCGGUGAAGUUCAAUCGACCGUCACUUUACUCGCGUCAACACUGUACCAGCAUUGAUCCAUCUAUUGGGUAGUACCAAAGUAAGUAGAUGUGGACGGUAGGUUUCCAGAGAAAAGAAAAAUAUUUUUAUUCCAUUUCCUUCCUUUUUCCUUGUGAUCUGAGAACAAUCUCUUUAGCCUACGAAUAACACGUUUAGCCGUGGUUUGACGGGAUGUGUGCUUACCUUUAAAGGAGGAAGCCAUCAUAUAAAAAUAAACAAAUUGUAAAUAAUGUGUAACGGUGUAGUGCAACUCUUCCACGUUUCGAUUUCGAAGGCACAAGGACAUUGAUUCGGGAUAUAGUGUGGAGUAGGAGCGAUCGAUGUUGUUGUACGCUUUUGCGAAUCGCAAGACCUUAUGCUCGAUGUAGUCAUCAAGCUUCUGUGUAAAUUCCGUUGCUCAUGUAUAGAAAACCUUAUUUCUGCAUAGCUGAGGUCGGUAUGAUAGGUUGAUGUCGCUAGCGAUAAGAGAGCAUGGGAGAGAUAGAGCAGGAUAGGGGAGAUGAUUUUGCCGCAGUAUUUCGGCUUUACGGUACCUUUCUCCAGGUGAUUCUCUUAUAGCAGUAGCAUCAGCACCAGUAGCAGUAAACAAACGAAUGAAAGUUUCUGAUGGAAACAACUUUAUUCGUUAUAGGGAGCAACAAGCAAAAGUAAUGCGGGAAUUGUGGAUCUAAAUAGAAUAUUGGAUCAAUGUGAAAGUGGUACACAAAACGGAGAGAAAGUUAACCUAACUAUAGCGAGAAACAAUUGACUAAACGUUAACUUGUAGCUAGAUAAAUCCUCUAUAUAUCUUGUUAGCACGAUGCAGAGCAAAGCAAAGGAGGAACUAUUUCAAUCUAGUAAUUGAACUGAUAUUGGAAUAGCUUAAGA
This is a messenger RNA of Anopheles darlingi, 4977 nucleotides long. RefSeq lists its product as uncharacterized. The transcript has 3 exons. Gene Ontology annotation, molecular function: hexosyltransferase activity. NCBI's taxonomy places the organism in Eukaryota, Metazoa, Arthropoda, Insecta, Diptera, Culicidae. The record is from RefSeq and is a predicted model, not a curated record. Gene Ontology annotation, cellular component: membrane. The coding region runs from base 970 to 2592 and encodes 540 amino acids.